Arachis duranensis is the source of this 2773-nucleotide messenger RNA. Its product is annotated as U-box domain-containing protein 17. The record is from RefSeq and is a predicted model, not a curated record. Gene Ontology annotation, biological process: protein ubiquitination. Gene Ontology annotation, cellular component: cytoplasm; nucleus. Bases 462 to 2618 code for a protein of 718 amino acids. The transcript has a single exon. NCBI's taxonomy places the organism in Eukaryota, Viridiplantae, Streptophyta, Magnoliopsida, Fabales, Fabaceae. Gene Ontology annotation, molecular function: ubiquitin-protein transferase activity; protein binding.
GGCAAGUCAAUUUUACGUCGGCCGCGUUGAAACUCACACAUACAGAUAGAAGGUCUUUGGAAAUUCAGUCCCUUAUUUUUCUUAUCAGCUUCUUUCUCCUUCCUACGCGGAUUCGCUCGAAUCAUCCUCAUCGUCACUUUAUCCCUUCCUUAUAUUACUUGGACGAUUCCAAGUUACUCUCUUUAUAACCUACUCUUUCAACAUUCAAAGCUUCUCACUUCUCACCCAACCACCCCCAAACUGCUUCGUAUUCAUUUGGGUCAAUGCUUUGCCGAUUCCACACCCAGAAAACAUUUUCCGGGAAAAUUAUGAUCGCCGCGACAAUAAGUCUUCUUUCCUUAGGCGAAUUGCACAUUUCACCGAUUAACCAUUUGGUUUCUUAAAGAUUUUGCAAAUUCCUUCGCUAACUCCGCGAAAUUCUGUAAACCCUAGGGGGGAAAAACUGAACUUUUGGAAUUUGGAUGGCUUCUGGGGUUAUAUUCUCGUCGCUGCGGCGUCGCCGGUCGCCGUCGCUAGAGGCCUUUCUGGCGCCGGUGGACCUUUCCGACGAGGCGCUCAUCCGGACCGUCGUUGCAGUCGCCGGCGACCUCGUCACUGGCUUCUCCGAUCACCGGUUAUCCUUCCAGCGCAAGAACUCUCGCUCCCUAAUCCGAAAGGUCGAGGUUUUUCAGCUUCUAUUAGAGUCACUGAGGGAUUCAAGUGUGAGUCUUCUCCCCACGGCGGCGCUCUGCUUGAGGGAGCUCUUUUUGGUGGUAUAUCGUUCCAAGAUUCUCCUUGAUUACUGCGCGCAAUCGAGUAAGUUAUGGCUUUUGCUUCAGAACCACUCUAUUUCCGGUCACUUCCAUGAUUUGGGUCAAGAAUUUUCGACCCUUUUGGAUGUUUUCCCUGUUAGGGCCGUUGACCUUAGCGACGAUGUUAGGGAACAGAUUGAGUUGAUGAGGAGACAGUCUAGGAGGGCCAAAUUGUUUGUGGAUAAGAAGGAUGAUGGCCUUAGAAUAAAGUUCUUUUCUUUUCUUGAGGCAUUCGAGAAUGGGAGGAUUCCUUGUUCUGAUGAAUUGAGGCGUUUCUAUGUUGAUGAGUUGAAGAUUAGUGAUGCUAGGAGUUGUAGGGCUGAGAUUGAAGCUUUGGAAGAGCAGAUUGUUAAUCAUGAGGGUGAUAUUGAGCCAACCGUUUCUGUGCUUAAUGGACUGGUGGCAAUGACGCGGUGUAGCAGGUUUCUACUCUUUCGGUUUGAGGAGGAAGAUGAUGACUUUGGUUUGGGGAAUGAGAAUCAGAAGAAGGCCAAGGUGAGAUUGGUUAAUCAAGAUGUCGUGGACAAGAUUUUGACCAUUCCUAAGGACUUUUGCUGUCCAAUAUCAUUGGAUUUGAUGCGUGAUCCAGUGAUAAUAUCAACAGGCCAGACUUAUGAUCGGAGUUCCAUAUCAAGGUGGAUGGACGAAGGGCAUUCUAACUGUCCAAAAACAGGCCAAACACUUGCACACAACCGGCUUGUUCCUAACCGAACGCUUAGGAAUUUGAUCGUGCAGUGGUGCAGUGCACAUGGAAUACCCUAUGAUCCACCAGAGGUAAUUGAUCCAUCUGCUGAAACUUUUGCCUCAGCUUGUCCUGCCAAAGCUACCAUGGAAGCCAAUAAAGCAACUGUGGCGCUUCUCAUUCAGCAGCUAGCUAAUGGGUCACAAUCUGGAAGGACUGUAGCUGCAAGGGAGAUAAGAUUGCUUGCAAAAACUGGAAAAGAGAAUCGUGCCUUCAUUGGAGAGGCAGGGGCAAUUCCUUAUCUUCGGGAUUUACUUUCUUCUCCUAACACGGUCGCGCAGGAGAACUCAGUAACUGCAUUGCUCAAUCUAUCCAUUUUUGAAAGAAACAAGAGUCGCAUCAUGGAUGAGGCAGGGUGCUUGGGAUCAAUAGUUGAUGUUUUGAAAUUUGGACAAACAACUGAGGCAAGGGAAAAUGCUGCUGCAACAUUGUUCAGUCUCUCUGCUGUCCAUGACUAUAAAAAAAGGAUUGCAGAUAAUGUCGGAGCAGUUGAAGCACUGGCAAGUCUGUUGCAAGAGGGAACCCGAAGGGGGAAGAAGGAUGCUGUAACAGCAUUGUUUAAUCUUUCCACCCAUACUGAGAACUGCGCAAGGAUGAUAGCAGCAGGAGCAGUCACGGGCUUAGUCGAGGCAUUGGGAAACGAAGGAAUUGCUGAGGAAGCAGCAGGUGCCUUGGCCUUGAUUGUCCGGCAGCCACUUGGGGCAAAAGCUGUGGUGAGUGAGCAAGCAGCAGUGGCUGGAUUGAUAGGAAUGAUGCGUUGUGGAACACCAAGAGGCAAAGAGAAUGCGGUUGCCGCGUUGCUGGAGUUGUGCCGCAGCGGUGGCACAGCUGCAACUGAAAGGGUGGUUAGGGUGCCGGCUUUGGCAGGAUUGCUUCAAACCCUGCUCUUCACAGGAACAAAGCGAGCGAGACGAAAGGCAGCUUCACUUGCAAGAGUGUUUCAGAGAUGUGAGAAUGCCUCUCUGCAUUAUGGUGGAUUGGGCCUAGGAUAUGCAUUGGCUAGUAAUUCAGCAUCAACAAGGGAUACAACAAUUUUUGCUGGUGAUGUUUCAGUACCAAUGUCCAUUUCUCUACCUGUAUUGUAGUGAUAAUACCCCAAUGUUUAUUAUGUUUCCCAUUAUUUUUUGAAGUCUUUACAGAUUCUUUCAUUGAAAUUUAGAAAAUAUAGGAAUAACAUGUACCAAAAGAAAACAAUGUAUUGUCCAAAAAAUAUAUAAUGUUCCAAAGAUGAAUUGAACCA